Messenger RNA from Entrophospora sp. SA101, 732 nucleotides. NCBI's taxonomy places the organism in Eukaryota, Fungi, Glomeromycota, Glomeromycetes, Entrophosporales, Entrophosporaceae. The record is from the annotation of a GenBank genome assembly.
AUGGUUCAGGCUCAGGAAUAUAUCAAUAACCUUUAUCCUGUUUCAGAUAGAGAAAAUAAAGUUUGCCUAAACUUAACAAAUAAAGAAUUAGAAGAAGAACUUAACUUAAGAGAAUUCAAAAAUCUAGAAAUAUUGAUUUGUUCACUUAACAAACUUACUAGUUUAGAUUUGGAAUGCUCAGCAAAUAAUCUUCAAGAAUUAGAUAUUAGUGGUUGUCCUAAUAUUGAAUUUUUGAGUGCUUAUACUGGCAAUAAUCUUCCCCUACCACAAACUGGCAGCAAAGAAAUUUCAAUAUUAAGAAGAUCCGAUAUUUCUGAUCUCAAAAAAUAUUUAGAAGAAUAUGAUUUUUCUCGAGCGGGAGACAUUCAAUAUCAUAAAAUUUGUGGUUCUAAAGUAACUGAAGACAAAUUCACAAUGCACAAAAAGCCGAUUGAUGUUAAAGGCAAAAUAAUAAUAAAGCCUUUUGAAAUACUUGAUAAUACGGCACUUGAUAACUUAGCUAAUAAGUAUUUGGCACGUUGUCUCAUUAUCCAAAAUCGCUUAAUUGAAGGAGAAAAUAAAGAAUAUGAAAGCGAGAUUAAUGAUUUAGCAGAAGGGUAUCAACUUUGUAAUUAUAUGGAAAUUCGUCAUUCGCCAUUAAGAUUAGGUCAAAAAGUCAAAGAAGUUCUGGAAGGAAAAGACAAUAAUUCUUUAAAAAGUAUUGUUUCUCUUCCCUACUAUCGUCGCAAUUGA